AUGGAGGGCGUUCAUGGAGCGUCUGGGGGUCUCGGUCAGCCUGACCUCCGGUUAUCACCCCGAAAGCCGGUGGUAGCUGGUCCCCUACAGGACGGUGAGAGUUUUUACGUGGCAACAUCGUGCCAGCUCCGUCGGCUAGAGGCAGUCAGUCGUUCUCCCAUCUACACCCACUUCAAUGAGACGGUCCAGGGGGCCAGUGUGAUCAGGGCCUUCUCAGAGCAGGAACGCUUCAUCCUGCAGGCUAACGGACACAUUGACCACAACCAGACAGCCUACUUCCCCCGCUUCGUAGCCACCAGGUGGCUGGCUGUGAACCUAGAGUUCCUGGGGAAUCUGUUGGUGCUGGCAGCAGCCGCCUUGGCUGUGAUGGGCAGAGACACACUGAGCCCUGGUAUAGUAGGACUGGCUGUGUCACACUCACUACAGGUGACAGGUAUUCUGAGCUGGAUCGUGAGGUCCUGGACUGAUGUAGAGAACAACAUUGUGUCCGUGGAGAGAGUUAAGGAGUACGCUGACACACCAAAGGAGGCUCCAUGGACCAUAGAAGGCAGCAUGCUCCCGCUGGCCUGGCCCACCCACGGUACCAUAGAACUGGAGGAAUACGGACUGCAGUACCGUAAAGGACUGAACUGGGCCAUGAAAGGAAUUUCCCUCAGCAUUCAGGAGAAAGAGAAGGUUGGGAUAGUGGGCAGGACUGGAGCAGGGAAGUCGUCCCUGGCAUUGGGAAUAUUCCGGAUUCUGGAAGCAGCGAAGGGAGAUAUCUAUAUAGACGGGAUAAACAUCGCUCAGAUCGGACUGCACGAGCUACGCUCCAGAAUCACCAUCAUACCACAGGACCCAGUGUUGUUCUCUGGGUCUCUGAGGAUGAAUCUGGACCCCUUCGAUGGCUACUCUGAUGAGGAGGUGUGGAGAGCCCUGGAGCUCUCCCAUCUCAAGAGCUUUGUGUCUUGCCUGCCGGACAAACUCAACCACGAGUGUUCAGAGGGAGGAGAGAACCUCAGUCUGGGUCAGCGCCAGCUGGUGUGUCUGGCCCGAGCCCUCCUGAGGAAGACGAAGAUCCUAGUUAUGGAUGAGGCCACAGCUGCUGUGGACCUGGAGACAGACAACCUGAUCCAGUCCACCAUCAGAACCCAGUUUGAUGACUGCACUGUCCUGACCAUUGCACACAGACUCAAUACUAUCAUGGACUACACCAGGGUGAUAGUGAUGGACCGAGGUCUGAUCACAGAGAUGGACUCUCCCUCCAACCUCAUCUCAGAGAGGGGUCAGUUCUACCUGAUGUGUAGGGAGGCUGGCCUGGUCUGAGCCCUCCCCAUCCAGGAGGCUCCUGAAUCGGGUAAACCCAGCCACAUCACCCCCUCCCCACCCCCAGGGCUGGAGGGGCCAGAUCAAACGGCCAGGGGCACCAAGGCAGUUAAUACUCUACUAAAGACAAAGAGCUACAGAAAUAAAAACCCUUUUCAACUCCUUUCAUUUUCAAAACAAAUGUUGUGAAAGGAUAUGAGGAAAGGAUAUGAGGAAAGGAUAUGAGGAGCGAAGCUUGAAGACAGAAGAGGGAUGAGAAUGACGUAGGGCUGAUGUGGGGAUCGGAUGAUGUUUGAGGCUGUCUGUUUGCAUCCCAAAAGGCAGCCGAAUUAUGGGCCCUGGUCAAAAGUAGUGCGCUGUGUAGGGAAUAGGGUGCCAUAGGCCCUGGUCAAAAGUAGUGCACUAUGUAGGGAAUAGGGUGCCAAGGCCCUGGUCAAAAGUAGUGCACUACGUAGGGAAUAGGGUGCCAUGGCUCUGGUUAAAAGUAGUGCACUAAAUAAGGAACAGGGUGCCAAGGCCCUGGUUAAAAGUAGUGCACUAAAUAGGGAAUAGGGUGCCAUUUUGGACACUUCCUUUGUGUAACCCUUCGUUGGACAUUAAGCUUGUUAACUUUGAAUUACUGGGACAGGAUAUGACUUCAUAGGAAGCUGAUGACUUCUCAUGGCCUUGUGAUGAGGCAGUAUCAUGUGACGGAUGCACGAGGAGAAGAGGAGGAGAGGAUGGAGGGAUGAAUGAAUACACAUAUACAACAUGCAACACACACAAAACGCAACACACACACACAAAAUGCAACACACACACACAAAAAGCAAAACGCAACACACACACAAAACAACAUGCAACUGUCAUGACGUUGGCCUGGGGGUAGGUUUAUGACAGUCAUAAAUACCUCUUCCCCCCUUUUUCCUCUCUCUACCCUACUGAUGUUACAUUUGCAAAACCCCUUGGUUAACAUAGAGAUUCUGGGAACAUCAGAAGGUGGGGGGAAAUGAACUAUAUUCUGGUAAUCCGACCAAUUGAACAUAUGCGGUGGUAUUUAAUGAAUAUGAUGUCAGUUCGGUUGUCAUCUGAGACAUUGUCAUCAAUGAUAAGAUGACAAACUCUACAGUGGAAAGUCUACACAUCAGAGUUAUCGGAUUCACAUGGAAUUGUUGUUCAAUUUAAAUGUUUGAAUAUGAAAUCUUUUGUGAUGGGAUGAAAUAUGAUUUUAGCUUCUAAAAUGUGAGAUUUGGGUUUUCAUAAGAUAGGGCUCUGCUCAAUCAGAGGCCCGCCCUGUGAAGGGACAUGGGCUAUAAAACUUUUCAAACACGCCCUCCUCUCCCUUCCUAUAUAAAGCCUUGACGACAAUAUAACCUCCUGUUCCGAGGAUGUGAGGACGACGGUCCGAUGUCAGAAUGGUCCAGAUAAUAACUACAGAACGAAGCCAACAUCAGCGUGAGCUUUGGUUGCGAAUGGUAUGAACUUUGAACUCUUAUUCACUACAGAAGUGAUACCUCCUAGCCGUUGAGUUACCAACAGCAGCUGCAAAUGAGGGUUAGGAAGGAACAGACAGAGUAUCCCGUCUAUCACACAACGACGUUACUACAACGUAUCCAAUUGACCACCAGAGACAUUCUUCAAAGGACAAAGGACUCGGUUUGGCAACAUGGCCUUCCAUCUACCACCAACUUACUGAAGCGCAGCUCAGAGUAAAUAUUUAUCGCAUUUUCCUUUUCCAAAUGGGUGGUAAUUUAGAAUGCAUAAGAUACUGUAUUUACGAUAGCACAGCUUCGCCUUUGUUCCUCAGUCUUCCAGCUUUUUCACUCAACCCAGCCUCUUUUCUUUUGUGUAGCAAGCUGUCAUAUCUGUUCCGCCCGCUAGGGACGUUUUACUUUAUGACGUCAUUUGUAACCAAGUUAUGAUUAAUUAUGUGUAUGUGUAAUUCUGUGUGAUUAGUUAGGUAUUUAGUAAAUAAAUAAUUAAACCCCA
Oncorhynchus nerka (sockeye salmon) is the source of this 3273-nucleotide messenger RNA. Its product is annotated as multidrug resistance-associated protein 1-like. Gene Ontology annotation, biological process: transmembrane transport. Gene Ontology annotation, molecular function: ATP binding; ABC-type transporter activity; ATP hydrolysis activity. Gene Ontology annotation, cellular component: membrane. NCBI's taxonomy places the organism in Eukaryota, Metazoa, Chordata, Actinopteri, Salmoniformes, Salmonidae. The record is from RefSeq and is a predicted model, not a curated record. Bases 1 to 1305 code for a protein of 434 amino acids. The transcript has 10 exons.